GAACGAACACGGAUGCUGACGAAACGCGUUCGUCGGAGUUUCCUGCUGCGUCAGAUGAAGUAGCGCUCAACUUUGUCUGCUUGUCAUAUCGGCAAACAUUUUGAAGUAAUUUUUUUCAGCGUGGACAAAAAUGGCGCGACUGUGGCUGAUUGGGGUGUUUUCGGCGCUACUGUUUAUAACCCUGACUUCUGGUAUUGUAAGAAUCCCCCUCCAUAAAACCAGAAGCGUCAGACGGCUGCUGAGCGAUAACGGGAGGUCCGUGCACGAGCUGCGCGCUCUGGCGAAGCUUGUAGGAGCCCCGGACAGCUCGCCCUCCCCCAGCCUGCCCGUGGAGAGACUCACCAACUUUAUGGAUGCCCAGUACUUUGGUGUAAUCAGCAUCGGCACGCCUCCACAGGACUUCAGUGUGCUCUUUGACACCGGCUCAUCCAACCUCUGGAUCCCCUCAGUCCACUGCUCUUUCUUCGACAUAGCCUGCUGGGUUCACCAUCGUUACAACUCUAAGAAGUCGAGUACAUAUGUGCAGAACGGCACACAGUUUUCUAUCCACUAUGGCCGAGGCAGCUUGUCUGGCUUCAUCAGUGGCGACACAAUCUCAGUGGCAGAUUUAUCAGUUCCCAGGCAGCAGUUUGGUGAAGCGGUGAAGCAGCCUGGCAUCACGUUUGCUGUCGCACGGUUUGACGGGGUUUUGGGCAUGGCCUACCCCUCCAUAUCGGUUGCUAACGUCACCCCGGUGUUUGACAUGGCCAUGGCUGCAAAACUUCUGCCCCAGAACAUAUUUUCUUUUUACAUCAGCAGGGACCCGACAGCAGAAGUAGGAGGAGAGCUGAUGCUGGGCGGGACAGACCAACAAUACUACACUGGAGACAUACACUAUGUCAAUGUCACACGCAAAGCCUACUGGCAGAUUCAGAUGAACGGAGUUGAAGUUGGUACUCAGCUGACUCUCUGCAAAGCCGGUUGUCAGGCAAUUGUCGAUACAGGAACAUCGUUAAUUGUAGGCCCUGUGCUGGAAAUCGGAGCUCUGCACAAAGCCAUCAGUGCUCUGCCUUUGCUGAUGGGAGAGUACAUGAUUGACUGUAAGAAGGUUCCAUCUCUGCCAGUCAUCUCAUUCAGCAUCGGCAAUAAAAUGUUAAACCUGACUGGGGAGGAUUACAUCAUGAAGGAGUCACAGUUUGGCAGAUCAAUCUGUCUGUCAGGCUUCAUGGCCAUGGAUAUUCCACCUCCUGCAGGACCCCUGUGGAUUUUGGGAGACGUUUUUAUUGGGAAGUACUAUACCGUAUUUGACAGGAACGCAGACCGCGUGGGCUUUGCGCCUGCAAAAUAAAUGGAGGAUGCUGCUGGUCUUGCUGAAUAUUAAUGCCGCUAAAUGAAGUUCUCAAAAAAAUACAAUUUUGUCUGCUGCAACAGUGUAUCAUAUCUGCUUUGCUUAAAUUGGUGCACACAGGAAAUUAGUUAUCUGCAAGUAAAUGGAAAUACUGUGACACAGGUUGCAGAAUGUGCACAUCACUUACUACUGAACAAAUGUCUGACAGCUUCA
Messenger RNA from Thalassophryne amazonica, 1540 nucleotides. It is a transcript of the gene napsa, whose product is annotated as napsin A aspartic peptidase. The coding region runs from base 131 to 1327 and encodes 398 amino acids. Gene Ontology annotation, cellular component: lysosome. Lineage: Eukaryota; Metazoa; Chordata; Actinopteri; Batrachoidiformes; Batrachoididae. The transcript is spliced from 9 exons. Gene Ontology annotation, biological process: proteolysis. Gene Ontology annotation, molecular function: aspartic-type endopeptidase activity. The record is from RefSeq and is a predicted model, not a curated record.